This is a messenger RNA of Phasianus colchicus (ring-necked pheasant), 2223 nucleotides long. It is a transcript of the gene DDRGK1, whose product is annotated as DDRGK domain containing 1. Gene Ontology annotation, molecular function: ubiquitin-like protein ligase binding. Gene Ontology annotation, biological process: cartilage development; protein K69-linked ufmylation; negative regulation of IRE1-mediated unfolded protein response. The record is from RefSeq and is a predicted model, not a curated record. Lineage: Eukaryota; Metazoa; Chordata; Aves; Galliformes; Phasianidae.
CAUCUCUAUGGUAACUGUGUGUGUAUGGGGGGGUGAGGCCUCGCCUCGGGCCUUCCCCUGCAAUAGGCACGGUUCCUCUCCCGGCCAUCCCAGCGCUGAGCACGCAGCUCCGUUUGGGGAUGGGAUGAUGAUGCAUUUCCACCUCGGCGUGGCUGGAGAUACCCUCGGUCCAACCCCCCCAUACAGCACUUCCCCAUAGCAGGGCGCACAGGAAAGCAUCCAGCUGAUGAGGAGCACCAGCAAGAUGUGGCUGCAGCGGUCAGACCUCGGCCCUAUGUUGAAGAGCGGGGCGAUGGGAUGCCGAGGCGCCGGAGGAACCUGGGAAACCGGAUGAUGGCCCAGAGGAGAGCACAACAGGCAGAGGAAUGGGUGGAAGAGGAAGAUGAUGCUGAGGAGGUGCCAGAACUUCAGGUGACAGGGAAAAUCGGAGCAAAAAAGCAGAGGAAAUUAGAAGAGAAACAAGCCAGAAAAGCUCAGAGAGAGGCUGAGGAAGCAGAGCGAGAAGAACGGAGAAAACUUGAGUCAAAGAGAGAGGAGGAGAGGAGGAAAGAAGAGGAGAGAAUCCGCCUUGAAGAAGAACGACAGGAAGAGGAGAAAAGGAAGGCAAAGGAAGAAGAGGAGAAGAGAGAGUAUGAAGAGUACCUGAAGCUGAAGGAGAGUUUUGUAGUUGAAGAGGAAGGGGUUGAAGAAUCAAUGACAGAGGAAGAGACUCGCAGCUUUCUGAAGGAAUUUAUCGAAUACAUUCAGAAAACAAAGGUAAUUCAGCUGGAGGACUUAGCUUCACAUAUGGGCUUAAGAACUCAGGAUGCAAUUAACAGAAUCCAGGACCUGAUGGCAGAUGGCACUUUAACAGGUGUAAUUGAUGACAGAGGAAAGUUCAUCUAUAUCACACCAGAGGAGAUGGCUGCCGUGGCUCAGUUUAUCAAACAGAGAGGACGAGUAUCCAUUACAGAGCUGGUCCAAGCAAGCAAUUCCCUGAUCAACCUCCAGCCUGACAGCCAAGCUGUUGCUCCAUCUGUGGCAUGAAAUUGUGGCGUGAGAAAAUGCAGGAGUUUAACUUCUUAAUGAAUAAACCACAUAACGAAAAGCAAACAAGAACCCUUCCUGUCUCUGUGCAGUGUUUGGAGAUAGGACGCUUUGUUUAAGCAUUAACUGCAAGAAUUGAUCAGAAGUUUUGCUUUUGGCUCUUUUAGGGCUGAUAAAAAAUUUGUACAAGAUAAGCUAGUCAAGAACACAGAGCUUAAGCACUCUGAUGUAUGUGUACACCAGGAAUAUCAGUAAUUGGCACCCAGUUACUUUAUCUAGGCAGGCACUUUCACGUGACUGUACCUGUACUUCUUGUUUCCAAAUUCUAAUCUGUAUCAAAUAAAUUUGGUUCAGACCCCGUUCUGAAUUUGCCAGGCUUGCUCUGCACUUGCAGAGUAUCAUGAUGUGGCAGUGAUAAAUACAGCCUGGAACAGUAGGUCUUAGGGAAUGAGGCUUUUGGGUUUUGUCUUCUGUCAAGGGACAACACACCCCUCCAGGGAAAGGCUAGCUUGCUUCAUGUAUUGUGCAGGACAAUUCUACUGAUAGCAACCAGGUUCUGAUGAUUCAUCCUGUGAAGUACGAUCUGGCUCAGUGUGUCUGGGGACCCCAAACACCUCCACUUCAUGGCCUUUGUUUUUUUUGAUGUAUUAAAAAAGUCUGGCAGUAUGAAUCAUGCAAUUAAAGUUGCAAGUAAAUGAUUACUAAUAUCUUAAUUCUAGGGGGUCAGUGUGUUUCCUGCAUAAGAAUAUUUAUUUUUAAUAACCUAAUUGAUGCUUGCUAAUUCUCUUUUCUGAAUUCAACUGAAUCUCUGUAUCCACACAAUAAUUGGGGAGGACAAGGAGUUGGUUUUGUCUGUGCUAAAGUUAGAGAUAAAUUAAGUAGGCUGAAAGCUGUGUUAUGAGUGAGAUGAGAUAGCAAAAAAACAAUGGAAGAACGCAUAUUUCCUGUCUAAUCUCUGCACUGCUGCUCAAUGUGAUGCUAUGCAGGAGUGCUGGGUUACAGCACGGCACCAUGCAUUGGUAUGAAAGAUCAGCAAGUCAUUAUUACUGGGUUGCACCACUUAGCUCAACGAGGUUACUUGAUGGGAGGCUUCUGAAGUCUCUUAAUUACUCAAAAUUUGGUUUUGCCAUGAUGUUUUUUGUUCUGUCCUAAACUAUUUUUGCAGUAAAAUAAAUUCUGUUGAAAGAAUUGGAGAAA